UCUCUGCUUUCAGCUUCACUCGUUAUUACAGAAACGGAGAAAGAUGCCAGAACCGUCCAAGCCAGCGCCCAAGAAGGGCUCCAAGAAAGCGGUGACCAAGAGCGCCGCAAAGGGCAGCAAGAAGAGGAGAACCAAGAGAAAGGAGAGCUACGCCAUCUACGUGUACAAGGUGCUGAAGCAGGUCCAUCCCGACACCGGCAUCUCGUCCAAGGCCAUGGGCAUCAUGAACUCGUUCGUCAGCGACAUCUUCGAGCGGAUCGCCGGCGAGGCCUCCCGCCUGGCUCACUACAACAAGCGCUCCACCAUCACCUCCAGGGAGAUCCAGACCGCUGUCAGGCUGCUGCUGCCCGGUGAGCUGGCCAAGCACGCCGUGUCCGAGGGCACCAAGGCCGUCACCAAGUACACCAGCUCCAAGUAAAGCUUCACUGCUUAACACCAACACAACGGCUCUUUUAAGAGCCACACACGUCAUCUGCAGAGCUGCUCAUCCACUGGAAACUGAUUGCUCUCAUCAUGUUUUCAUUGGGACAUUAACAGUAAACUUGCAGCUCAAAAUUUACUCAUACAUGGCAAAAAUAAAUCUGUAUCUGACUAUUCUGUUCACAAACAUUUGAUUAAACAGUCAACUGUCUGUUGCUGGAGUUUUCACAAUAUUAAAGUGUGACCUGCUGACCACAA
Molecule: messenger RNA, 678 nt
Organism: Acanthochromis polyacanthus (spiny chromis)
Lineage: Eukaryota; Metazoa; Chordata; Actinopteri; Pomacentridae
Product: histone H2B 1/2-like
Exons: 1
Coding region: 44-418 (124 amino acids)
Cellular component (GO): nucleosome
Molecular function (GO): structural constituent of chromatin; DNA binding; protein heterodimerization activity
Source: RefSeq, a predicted model, not a curated record